Hydractinia symbiolongicarpus is the source of this 1216-nucleotide messenger RNA. RefSeq lists its product as uncharacterized. The coding region runs from base 439 to 837 and encodes 132 amino acids. The record is from RefSeq and is a predicted model, not a curated record. The transcript has 3 exons. Lineage: Eukaryota; Metazoa; Cnidaria; Hydrozoa; Anthoathecata; Hydractiniidae.
UUUUGACGUACUUUAUUCUUUUUCUUUUAUCGACGUCUAAAUUUAAAUUUUCCAAAUUUCAGUGACAAUAAUCAACAGCUGGUGAAUUACAGAAUAAAAUUUUUCCUUCACGUUUGUCGUGUUUCUGUGUUGUUGUGCUUGUUGGUUUCCGUGUAACAAAAAAUAUUUUCUUAUAACACAACGAACUCUGUCAUAUAGCGAAAGUACAAAUUAUAUAUUAUAUAUUCACAGAUGUUUUUUUAAGAUUAAAUAAAUUUUUCCUUCAUAUUCCUUAUCAAAACCGAGAAUAAGGCCUUGGAAUUCUAAUUGAAAGUAAACAAACAAAGUUGUUUUCUAAACGCUACUCUAUAAAGUAAAAGGAAUUCGCAUCUUACACUUGUAGAAAGAAGAUCACUGCAUUUUAGGAGCGGCUAAAGGACCUGGAAACAUAUCAACACAAUGCUAACCAUAUCCCAGUUUUCUGCAUCUUUAAGGUGCUAUGAAGAAAAAUACAAUUCAAAAAGAGCAACAACAAGAACAAUAAAAUCAUGUCCUUGGGGUGGAAGCUGUAUAGAAGCUGUCAUCAACUCGACAACAUACACUGAUACCAAACAUACAUUAAUCACACAUAUACGACAUUGCUCACCUUACAGUAAGAAUGACUGCCACCUUUUUUGCACAUUAUAUAGAACGUACCAACCGCCUAACACAAGAGUAAACAAGUGCUCGGUUAAAUGUUGUCGGACGAAUUUGUGCAAUAUUAAUCGAUCAACAUCAGCGAAUGCAAAAUUAACAGACAAUAUCAUAUCUUUACUUGUAAUUAUCCUAGUAAGCUUAUCAAUACAUUUUUUGCAGUAAAAAAAAUUACACUGUAGAUAAAUUUAGUCGAAUGUAUUUGUGAUUGUGAACUCAAAGUCAAAAGUACAAACAAUUAAAAUAUGUAUUAAAUUUUAUAAGGAUCAAUAUACUGGUGCGUAGUGUUUUGUGAUUUAAAAAUAUGUUUAAGAUUCUGAAAGUGUAAGAUAUUGUACAUUUGUAGUAUCGAGGUUCAAUGACGCACACGUUUUAUGAUUUCACAGCCUAUCAGUGGUUAUGUUGGCAUCUUAACAAAAUGCAAGGUUAAGUGGCCUGGGUGGCGAAAAGAAAGUCCACAAAAGGAACAACAAAUUCGAACCUUAAUGCUACCCAGCUGAAUAAAUUGGCUUCUAUUGAUCGAAGAGUGAGAGAUAUUACGAAA